This is a messenger RNA of Xylona heveae TC161, 1254 nucleotides long. RefSeq lists its product as hypothetical. The record is from RefSeq and is a predicted model, not a curated record. Bases 132 to 1187 code for a protein of 351 amino acids. NCBI's taxonomy places the organism in Eukaryota, Fungi, Ascomycota, Xylonomycetes, Xylonales, Xylonaceae. The transcript is spliced from 3 exons.
CAAUUGAAUGGGCUCGUCAACUGCUAUUAUAGGAAGAGCAUCAUUACAUUUUUAAAAUUCUCAUCUUCACGAUAAACUUGUUCAAACCGCCCAGAUUAGGCACAACAAUAUCGAGAAUUGUUUUGGAAGCAAUGAUCCAGAGUCCUGCGUUUAUCGUGUUUUGGGUAUUCACAAUCAAUCCCGCCUUUGCCCAACCAUUGCCGAGCCAUGAAAUCGAAGAACAAGCGCAGAAAAUAACCGAUCCUGGGAAAAUUGCAUACUCUUUGGUCUCCCUGCUAUCCGUCGGUUUCCUUUCUGGUAUGCUAGCUACGCGAAUAAGAACACUCAGUCUUAAUCAAUGGAAGACUUUGAACUGCUUGCGCUCGCUGAUAUUAGCUAUCUACAUUCUGGGGAUUUCUUUUGUUUUUUCCAGUGCGGUUCUUCACAAUGGUUUUGAGCUCACCACGCCUGCUUUGUGCUACACCGGAAUUCUAAUAUGUCUCGUUUUUUAUUUUGGAGGUAAAGUUCUACUUUACGUCUUUCUCGUGGAGCGAGCAUAUUCAAUCAAAUCAUUUGAAGUUAAGCGGCUUCAGAGCUGGGUUUGGAAACUUGGAAUGCUAGGAAUUGCCAUUGGCUUUUUCCCUAUUGGUGUUGCGGCAUUUCUGAACCCUAUACAUGACAUUUCCCCCGCGGACGGGAUGUGUCGGAUUGGUCUUCCAUUGAAAAUCACAGUACCGUUGCUCGUUUACGACGUUCUUAUGAAUAUUAGUCUUACCGGAGUAUUUUAUUGGCUUGUCAGGCAGUUUUUGCCUCAUGGCUUGCUUCUCGCAUCGCCUUGCUGGGUACAGAGGCUGGCUUUGCGUAUCCGCAUCAGCGAUCCUGGUGAUUUUCAGCGAAUGGAGCAAGUCGCGGCAAUUGAGAAGGUGGUGUUCAAGUCUUUCAUUGGAGCGGUUGCUAUUGUUGUUCCUACUAUUGCCAAUCUUGCGCUGCUCUACUGGGUCCAUGGUCGGGAGCAACCUUGGCUAUGUUUCACCAUGUGCACCAUCGACGUGACCUGGAGCGCUCUUGUCUUACAAUGGCUGACGGCAAAUCCUGCGGAGCUGGAUGGCACCGUCUCUGGAGGUGCAACAAGCACCCUAUCUUCAAGUCAGUCUGCAAAUAUGAACAGCAGAAUGGGCAUAAAUGGCAUGGCGGGAGCAGUAUCAUAGCAGCAUGCAGAUAAAUUUCACUGCGGCAAUGCAUAAUUUCAUAAUACAAUUAGAAAAUUUACCGGGC